Stegastes partitus (bicolor damselfish) is the source of this 3566-nucleotide messenger RNA. RefSeq names its product hedgehog interacting protein (gene hhip). Lineage: Eukaryota; Metazoa; Chordata; Actinopteri; Pomacentridae. Bases 314 to 2410 code for a protein of 698 amino acids. The record is from RefSeq and is a predicted model, not a curated record. The transcript has 13 exons.
UUAAAAAAAUAUUUUGUGCUAUAUAAUCAAAAGAAGCAAUAAUUUAUUUUUAAACACCUGCCUUCAUAGCAGUGAAUCAAAUUUUGGGACACCUGCGUUUACAAACAACUAAUUUGUAAUUCUCUGAAACGAGAAAGACUGCUUGGAGAAAUAGAGCUAAAAUAAAUAUAGCCUACAUAUACCUUCUGCACUGCAGGUUAACCUCUCUCUUUUGAAAAAAAAGGAGGUAUAUCUUGUAUUUUUCCUUUUAUAUAUAUAUAUUAUUAUUAUUAUUACUAUUAUUAUUAUUUUAAUUUUAUGAUUUUUUGAAACUAUGAAGCAUUUGCAAUUUGUGCUCGUCCUGGCAAUCGCGGUCAACGUGUGGGAAUGUGGGGACGCAAAGUUCGGCGAGAGGGGAGAGAUAAGCCCCAGGAGGAGAAGAUGUUACGACGGGAGCUUGCCCAAGCGGCUGAAGAAAAGGGAGCGAAAAGUGUUGCUUGACGGCAGCAGCAGCGGAGAAGUUUGCCACAGGUUGUAUCCUCGGGUGUCCUGCUGUCCCACCAGGAGAGCCGCCUAUCAGAUCUUGCACCGCAGGGAUGCCAGGAUUUUCUCCACCAACAAUACAGAAUGUGGACGUCUCCUGGAGGAGAUCAAGUGUGCUCGCUGCUCCCCCAAUGCCCAGGUGUUGUUCCACUCCUUGGACAUGGAUAAGAUGCCACACAGGGAGCCAGACCUGCCGCGGCUCUGCCAGGACUUCUGCCGCGAGUUCUACUACACCUGCAGGGGGCACAUACCAGAACUAUUCCAAGCCGAUGUGGAUGAGUUCUGCCAAUACUAUGGGAGGAGAGAUGCCAGUUUAUGCUUUCCAGAUUUUCAACGAAAGCAACCACAUGGGCAAGAUUCCAACUACUUGGGAGAUGAGAAAAUAGAAGAUAUCAGCAGGAAACACAAACACAACUGCUACUGUGCCCAAGAGGUGUUGAGUGGUCUAAGGCAGCCGGUGGCUGUGGUGCACUGUGGUGAUGGUUCCCAGCGGCUCUUUGUCCUGGAGAGGGAGGGAAUUGUCAGGAUACUCAACCAUGACCUUGAGCUAAUCAAGGAGCCCUUCUUGGACAUCCACAAGCUGGUGCAGAGCGGCCUGAAGGGUGGAGAUGAAAGGGGCCUGCUAAGCCUGGCAUUCCACCCCAAUUACAAGAAGAAUGGCAAGCUCUACGUCUCCUACACCACCAACCAAGAGCGCUGGGCCAUCGGACCGCACGACCACAUUCUCCGUGUGGUUGAAUACACCGUUUCGAGGAAAAAUCCAAACCAGGUGGACACCAGGACAGUGCGGGUGCUAAUGGAAGUGGCAGAGCUACACAGGAAACACCUAGGGGGUCAACUUCUUUUCAGCCCUGAUGGUCUGCUGCACAUCAUUCUUGGAGAUGGCAUGAUCACUCUGGAUGAUAUGGAGGAAAUGGAUGGACUCAGUGAUUUCACAGGGUCCGUGUUAAGGGUAGAUGUGGACACAGACUGUUGUACGUCAGCCUAUUCCAUACCGCGCAACAAUCCCUACUUCAACAGCACCAACCAGCCACCUGAAAUCUUUGCCCAUGGAUUACAUGACCCAGGCAGGUGUGCAGUGGAUCGACUUCAGACAGACAAUGGCAGUCUCCUAAUCCUCUGUACAGAUGCCAGUGGCAAAAACACAUCAGCAGGAAGAAUACUGGAAAUUACUAAGGGGAAGGAUUACGAAAAUGAGCCCUCUGUCUAUGACCUGCAGUCCAGUGGAGGAGCACCACCUGUGGGGGGCUUCAUCUACAGGGGCUGCCAGUCUAGAAGACUUUAUGGCAGUUAUGUGUUUGGAGAUAAAAAUGGUAACCUGCGGAUCCUUCAGAAGUCUACAUUUUCAACAUCAGCAAGUGAUGAACAGUGGCAAGAAAAAUCUCUGUGUCUGGGCUCAGCUGGCUCCUGUGGCUCUGUGCUUGUUGGACACAUCUUGGGUUUUGGAGAGGAUGAACUGGGUGAAGUCUACAUACUGGCAAGCAGUAAAAGCAUGGCACAGUCACACAGCGGGAAACUCUACAAGCUAGUAGACCCCAAAAGGCCUCAUGCCCCUAAGGAGUGCCAGCGUCAGGUGGAGCCGCCAGAGCUGCUGAUGACAGCUUGUUCCAGACACUGUAAGAACGGACACUGCACUCCUACUGGCAAGUGCUGCUGCAGCCCCGGCUGGGAGGGACCCUUCUGCCGAGUUGCCAAAUGCGAACCAGCCUGCCGCAACGGAGGAGUGUGCAUGGAGCCUAACAAGUGCCUGUGUAAGAGCGGCUACUCUGGAGCCCAGUGUGAGAAGAGUGAGCGGGGUAUGCCCAAUGACCAGGAGAAAGACGGCAUACUGGACCACAUCAUUGACAUGACCUCGUACCUCUUAGACCUGACCAGCUACAUCGUAUAGGGGUGCGCAGAGGGGGGCUGCUCCCCACCGUCAUCCUCAAGUUGACACAAAUCUACCUAUCACCACCAGCAGACCCUAACGAGGUGUCCUUAAUAUGGCCUCUUCAUCUCCCUCACACCCACACAGGCAUGCAAACACACACACACUCACACACACACUCACACAUACACACACAGACACACUUUCAAAUACACACAGGAUCCCCGUCAGACUGCUUUUGAUCCACAUCACCAUACCAAACUCUUCUUCUUCUCACCUAUAAGCUACUUGCUCUUGAGCACCAGGCCUGGCAUCCAAGCCGUGUUCACAUUUCAAAGAGACCUGCAGACAGCAGUGAGUUGAUUGACAAGCAUGGCCAAGUUAUGGAAGUUCCACUAAGACAUUUCCUCUCCUGUUCAGAAAAUGCCCGCGCACGGCUUGCUCCACAGGAACAGGAACUCCACAGGAACGGACUAUUUAAAUCCAGGACUUUGGAUGUAUUCAGGGGCUAUCUGUUGCCUUACUAAACCACCCCACCCCCCCAAAAAAAAUGGAGUUUGAGGCAUUUCAGCGGAGAUAGUUGGUUGUUCAGGAGUUCAUUAAGGAUUCAGAAUUGAAAUUGCGUGGCUCAAGAUCCAAUUUGUGCUCAUGGUCCAUUAAAAACACGGCAAAGUAAAUGUCUUUACACACAGACUCUGAAGGAACACGAGUCACAUAGAGCCUGCAGUGUUUUGUGCUGUACUAUUCUAGAGGCACUAAUACAAGAACAACCAUGUCGUCUCAUUUAUGAUGUUGUAUUUAGUUUGUGGGCACAUUGUCAUAAAAAGCGAUAACAGUAUACAGUAUGUAUAGUUUGUUUUGCAACACUCGCUUGCUGUCAGUGUACAGAACGGAUCUACAACAGAGGACUGUUAAACAGGAGGAGCAGCACCUGAGUGACAACAUUGUAUUUCAUCACAGCCAGUUUCAUGCAAUCUGAAUGGAGUUUUUGAACUGAGUUUUCCCAUGCACUGUAUUCAUUUUUUGUUUCCUUCACGUUAUUAUUCACAACGAGUUUAGACAUUUGUUAAAAGCGCAAUGAGAGAAGUUUCACACUCACACAGACACGACACAAUCACAGGUAUGGUUUGGCAAACUCCUUUCAUUGCGUCACACACUGAAACCCGAAUUCAAACCU